This is a messenger RNA of Solanum dulcamara, 668 nucleotides long. RefSeq names its product thioredoxin H2-like. Bases 54 to 461 code for a protein of 135 amino acids. The record is from RefSeq and is a predicted model, not a curated record. Gene Ontology annotation, molecular function: protein-disulfide reductase activity. The transcript is spliced from 3 exons. NCBI's taxonomy places the organism in Eukaryota, Viridiplantae, Streptophyta, Magnoliopsida, Solanales, Solanaceae.
AAUCCAAAGAUAAUCUUUCAGAAACCAGAAGUUGAAGAGCAAAUUUGAAGAAAAUGGGUGCUAACUACUCAUCAACAUGGCAUGAAGCUUAUAAUAUGCCAAUCACACCACAAAUCAAGAGGUCUCAAGUCAUUGCUUUCCACUCUUCAACAAAAUGGAAGCUCCAUUUUGGUUCUUUGAAAGAUACAAACAAACUGAUUGUUAUCGACUUCACAGCUACAUGGUGUGGUCCUUGCAAAUACAUGGAACCAGUUAUCAAUGACUUUGCUGCUAAAUAUACAGACAUUGAGUUUGUCAAGAUUGAUGUUGAUGAACUGGCUGAUGUAGCUCAAGAAUACGGGGUUCAAGCAAUGCCAACGUUCGUGCUCAUAAAGAAGGGCAAGGUAGUUGACAAGAUUGUUGGAGCAGACAAGGAUGGGCUACAGAAGAAGAUUCAGAAACACAAAGCUACCUACAUCUAAGCAAACCAAAGAAAGUUAUGUAAUGAGCAGAGUUUACUACAAUGAUAGGUCUCUGUGUUAGAAUAAAUGUCAUCUGUCACUAAGAACUAAUUAUGUACUCAUCUAUGGUUCUUUCUCACUUCUGAUGGUAAAUUCAAAGAGGCUGAUUUAAGCACUAAUGUUGGUAUAUUGAUUUGAAUAAAUAAAACUCUCUCUAGUUACUGUGUU